This is a messenger RNA of Pristis pectinata (smalltooth sawfish), 1485 nucleotides long. RefSeq names its product elongation factor 1-alpha 2. Bases 21 to 1271 code for a protein of 416 amino acids. The transcript is spliced from 6 exons. The record is from RefSeq and is a predicted model, not a curated record. Gene Ontology annotation, biological process: translational elongation; translation. Gene Ontology annotation, molecular function: GTPase activity; GTP binding; translation elongation factor activity. NCBI's taxonomy places the organism in Eukaryota, Metazoa, Chordata, Chondrichthyes, Rhinopristiformes, Pristidae.
UGUGGUUUGCUGUCCUUCAGAUGGGUAAAGGUUCCUUCAAGUAUGCCUGGGUCCUGGACAAGCUGAAGGCUGAGCGAGAGAGAGGAAUCACCAUCGACAUCUCUCUGUGGAAGUUCGAAACACCAAAAUACUACAUCACCAUCAUUGAUGCUCCUGGACACAGGGACUUCAUCAAGAACAUGAUCACUGGAACUUCUCAGGCGGACUGCGCCGUGCUGAUCGUGGCCGCGGGCGUGGGUGAGUUCGAGGCAGGGAUCUCCAAGAACGGGCAGACGAGGGAGCACGCCCUGCUGGCCUACACGCUGGGAGUGAAGCAGCUGAUUGUGGGUAUCAACAAGAUGGAUUCCACCGAGCCGCCCUACAGCGAGAAGCGCUACGACGAGAUCGUAAAGGAGGUCAGCGCCUACAUCAAGAAGAUCGGCUACAACCCGUCCACCGUGCCCUUCGUGCCCGUGUCUGGUUGGCACGGCGACAACAUGCUGGAGGCCUCGCCCAAUAUGCCAUGGUUCAAAGGUUGGAAGGUUGAGCGCAAGGAGGGCAAUGCCAACGGGGUGACCCUGCUAGAAGCUCUGGACACCAUCCUGCCCCCCACCCGCCCCAUCACCAAACCCCUCCGGCUGCCCCUGCAGGAUGUCUACAAGAUCGGAGGGAUCGGCACAGUGCCAGUCGGUCGUGUGGAGACCGGAGUUCUGAAGCCGGGCAUGGUGGUGACCUUCGCCCCGGUCAACAUCACUACGGAGGUGAAGUCGGUGGAGAUGCACCACGAGGCCCUGUCCGAGGCCCUGCCCGGCGACAACGUGGGCUUCAACGUGAAGAACGUCUCCGUCAAGGACGUGCGCCGUGGCAAUGUGUGCGGAGACAGCAAGAACGACCCACCCAUGGAAGCCUGCACCUUCACCGCUCAGGUGAUAAUCCUGAACCACCCGGGGCAGAUCAGUGCCGGUUACUCCCCCGUCAUUGACUGCCACACCGCCCACAUCGCCUGCAAGUUUGCCGAGCUGAAGGAGAAGAUCGAUCGACGAUCCGGCAAGAAGCUGGAGGACAAUCCCAAGACCCUGAAGUCCGGCGACGCUGCCAUCGUGGAGAUGACUCCUGGGAAACCCAUGUGUGUGGAGAGCUUCUCCAAGUACCCCCCCCUCGGCCGAUUUGCCGUGCGUGACAUGCGUCAGACUGUGGCCGUGGGCGUCAUCAAGAACGUGGAGAAGAAGGCCAGCACCACCGGGAAGAUCACCAAGUCUGCCCAGAAGGCCCAGAAGGCUCAGGGCAAGUGAAUGGGACAUCCCAGGGACGUCAGCACCAAACCAGGCCCCCUCCAGGUCUACCCUGUGUCCAAGGGACAUGUGUGUGUGUCUGCCUGUCAAAGCUCACUGGUGAAUGACUGGAUGUUAACUAUUAAAGUCCAAUGGAAGUUUUUUAAGAGGAAAAGCAUGUCCCUGUAUUGGUGAGGGUCUCGGUUUUAUCAAUAAACAGAAGCAACCACAUGGA